AUGGAGGGAGAGACUGCGAGGAAGAGGAAGAUGCCCCAGGACACCCAGGCAGAGAAGGAGCUGAGGAUGGAGACCAAGAAGGACAAAUUCCCCCAACAGAACCUUGUGGAAGAGGCCGUUUUGAGCAGUGCCAUUGUGCCGAAUUCGAACUGGGAGGAAAUGCCUCAGAGAUCCCACAGGAAGAGGGGCUCCAAAUCCAGCCCAGGGUGCUCUCAGGAGGAAAGACCCACCCUGAGCCAUGAAGGCAAACAGAGCUUCAGCCAAAGCUCAGAGCUGGUGGUCCAUGAGCAGCUUCAUGAUCAGAAGAAGCCCUACAAGUGCUCAGAGUGUGAGAAGAGCUUCAGGCACAGCAGCACCCUGAUGAGCCACCAGAUGACCCACACUGGGGAAUGGCCCUACGAGUGUGGGGAGUGUGGGAAGGGCUUCAGCUACAGCUCCGCCCUCAUCACCCACCAACGCAUCCACACUGGGGAGAAGCCCUAUGAGUGUGCCCAGUGUCAGAAGAGGUUUCAGACCAGCUCCAGUCUCCUCCAGCAUCAGCAGAUUCACACAGAGGAGAGGCCCUUCCACUGCCCUGACUGUGGGAAGGGCUUCAAGCGCAACUACACCCUCGUCAGCCACCGGCGCAUCCACACUGGGGAGAGGCCCUACGAGUGUCCUGAGUGUCAGAAGAGGAUUCACACCAGCUCUGAUCUUCUCCUGCAUGAACGGAUUCACACGGAUGAGAGACCCUUCCUCUGCCCUAGCUGCGGGAAGGGCUUCAAGCACAACUCCCACCUCAUCAGGCACAAUGGACCUACACCGGGGAGCGGCCCUACGACACCGAUUCACACGGUCGAGAGGCCCUUCCGCUGCCCUGACUGCAGGAAGGGCUUCAAGCACAACUCCACCCUCAUCACCCACCGGCGCAUCCACACUGGGGAGAGACCCUACGAGUGUCCCCAGUGGCUGUUCCUCAGCUCCGGCUCUGCCCUCACGCAGGCCGGGGGGCCUGGAGAGCGCGGGGCGGGGCUGUGCCGUGUGCAGAGCCCGCCCCUGGCUGGGAUUGGGCGAUGCGGAGCCAUUGUCAGAGCGUUUGUGCAGGCCCGUGAGCGGCGGCAGCGGCCGGAGCGCGGUGAGGCGGCGGCGGAGCUCGGAGGCGGCCGCAGCGCAGGAUUGCCCAUUGCCAACCCCAGGGAGGCUGCGAGGAAGAGGAAGAUGGCCCGGGACACUGAGGCAGAGCAGGAGCUGAGCAUGGAGAGCAGGGAGGACAAAUGCCCGCGGCAGAACCUGGUGGCAGAGGCCGUUUUGAGCGGCUCCACGGCGCAGGAAGCCAAUGGGGAGGAAAAGUCCCGGAGAUACCGCACGAGGAGGGGCUGCAAACGCAGCCAGCGGGGAUCUGAGGGGGAAAGAGCCAGCCUGGGCCGGGAAGGCGUCCGGAGACGGAGCCAGAGCUCGGAGCUGGUGCUCCAUGAGCAGCUCCAUGGUGGGGAGAAGCCCCACACGUGCAUGGAGUGUGGGAAGAGCUUCAGGUGGAACUCCAAACUGAUUGUGCACCAGAGGGUCCACACUGGGGAACGGCCCUACGAGUGUGGGGAGUGUGGGAAGAGCUUCAGGUGGAACUCCCACCUGAUCAGGCACCAGAAGAUCCACACUGGGGAGAAGCCCUAUGAAUGUGGAGAGUGUGGGAAGAGCUUCAGCCAGAGCUACAACCUGAUCACGCACCAGAGGACCCACACUGGAGAAAGGCCGUACAAGUGUUCCGAGUGUGGGAUGUGCUUCCGCCAGAGCUCCAGCCUGAUGGUGCACCAGAGGACACACAGAGAGGAGAGGUCCUAUGAGUGUUCCAAGUGUGGGAAGGGGUUUAAGACCAGCUCCAAUCUCCUCCAGCACUAUCGGAUUCACAGAGAGGAGAGGCCCUUCCAAUGCCCCGACUGCGGGAAGGGAUUCAGGCACAACUCCCACCUCAUCACCCACCAGCUCAUCCACACUGGGGAGAGGCCCUAUGAGUGUGAUAAAUGCAGGAAGAGGUUUCCGACCAGCUCCCAUCUCCUCCGGCACUAUUGGAUUCACAGAGAGGAGAGGCCCUUCCGCUGCCCCGACUGCGGGAAGGGAUUCAAGCACAACUCCCACCUCGUCACCCACCGGCGCAUCCACACUGGGGAGAGGCCCUACGAGUGUCCCCAGUGUGGGAAGAGCUUCUGCAGCAGCUCUGCCUUGACCCAACACCAACGGAGGCACCACUAAGGGAAGCCCUGCGAGUGCCCCGAGUGUGGGCAGAGCUUCGUGCGCUGCUCCAGCUCCAUCCCCCACUGGAGGAGGCACUUUGGGCACAGCCCUGGUCACUCACAUUCCCUGUGAUCCAUGUUGGGAACACACCUGGCUGCUUCGCCUUUUGGUUUGGCCUUAAUUUUCCUCUGCUUCACCUUCAUCCUUUAAAAACACCCCA
This is a messenger RNA of Zonotrichia leucophrys gambelii, 2428 nucleotides long. RefSeq names its product zinc finger protein 436-like. Gene Ontology annotation, molecular function: sequence-specific DNA binding; DNA-binding transcription factor activity, RNA polymerase II-specific. The transcript is spliced from 7 exons. NCBI's taxonomy places the organism in Eukaryota, Metazoa, Chordata, Aves, Passeriformes, Passerellidae. Bases 1 to 2226 code for a protein of 741 amino acids. The record is from RefSeq and is a predicted model, not a curated record. Gene Ontology annotation, cellular component: nucleus. Gene Ontology annotation, biological process: regulation of transcription by RNA polymerase II.